Molecule: messenger RNA, 1864 nt
Organism: Lolium perenne
Lineage: Eukaryota; Viridiplantae; Streptophyta; Magnoliopsida; Poales; Poaceae
Biological process (GO): protein phosphorylation
Molecular function (GO): ATP binding; protein kinase activity
Source: RefSeq, a predicted model, not a curated record
CGGUUUCCCCAAUUGCUGGGACGCUCUCGGCCGGCUGGUGGUGGAGCUCUUGGCUUCGCCGCCCCACGCGGCCACUACGAGCCACGACUCGGGCAGGAGAGAAUCUAUCCGGCAUCCAUCCCCUCUCUCGCUCCGGCGACAGCGCGCGCGCGCGCGACAAUGCCGCUGCCGGUGGCGCAGGUGCAGGAGCUGCGGGACCGGCUCUCCGACCGCUUCCGCCCGUGGAGCCGAUCCGCGCAGUUCUGGGUCCGCGCCGUCGACAUCUACGGCAGCUACAAGGUGUGUCAGUUCCGGGCGGGCUUCAUCAGGGACGAGGAGGAGCGGGAGGCCAUGUGGGAGCGGCAGCACGAGAUCGGCGCACAGAAGAUGUACUCCCUCUGCUCCGAGCUCGGCGGCCUCUUCCUCAAGGCGGCUCAAAUUCUAGGCAAGCCCGAUCUGGCGCCAAUGGCCUGGGUGAAAAGGCUCGUUACUCUCUGCGACAAGGCGCCGUCCACGCCCAUCGAAGUUGUCCGAGAGGUCGUGGAGAGGCAGUUCUGCAAGAGCUUCGACGAGAUUUUCGAUUACUUUGAAGUCGAGCCUGUUGGGUCUGCUUCCAUUGCGCAGGUGCAUCGAGCGAGGCUUAAAUCAUCCAAGACGGAUGUUGCUGUCAAGGUUCAGCAUCCAGGGGCUGAAAGGUUGAUGAUGGUUGAUAUCCGGAACAUGCAAGCAUUUGCCUUGUUCUUACAGAAGUAUGACAUCAACUUUGAUAUGUUCUCUGCCACCAAAGAGAUGGAGAAGCAGAUAUGCUAUGAGUUUGAUUUUGUGCGAGAAGCGAGAGCAAUGGAAAGAAUACGAGAAUUCCUACGCGUCACCAAUAAGAAACCUCCGGUUAUGGUGCCUCGUGUGAUUCCUGGAAUGAUCAGCAGGGAGGUCUUGGUCAUGGAAUUCAUAGAAGGGACCCCAAUAAUGAAUCUUGGCAAUGAAAUGUCUAAAAGAGGCAUUGAUCCUGGUGGUAAGCUUGCAGCAAUGGCAAAGCAGAAGAUUCUAACAGAUCUUACACUUGCUUAUGGCCAAAUGAUCUUGAAGGAUGGCUUUUUCCAUGCAGACCCACACCCAGGAAACAUCCUUAUCUGCAAGAACACAGAGGCAACUUUACUUGAUUACGGACAAGUGAAAGAAAUGCCAGAGGAUUUACGACUGGCUUAUGCUAAUCUUGUAAUUGCAAUGGCUGAUGGUGACCUUUCGAGGAAUAAAGAAGGUCUCAGGGAACUUGGUUUGGAAACAUCGAGUAUAGUAGACAACGAGUUAGAAGAACUGUUUGAGUUAUCUCUUAGAAUGUUUGAUACAAGAUUACCACCUGGAGUAACUGUUCUCUCUCCCUUUGCUGAAGAUUCUUCACUGACUAAAGUUGGAGUAGAGAACUUCCCAGAGGAGUUAUUUUCAGUGCUUCGAACAAUACAACUGUUGCGGGGGCUGACUGUUGGGAUGGGCCUCCGUUUCUCUUGUGCUCAGCAAUGGAAACCAAUUGCCCAGGAAGCUUUGUUAAAGGCUGGGAGAGUACAAGAUGUCAAAUCAAAAAGACCAAGAAGGAAUUUUCUUAGAAGGCUGUUUUAGAUAGAUAGAGAAGCAAUAUGUGAAACGUUUUGAAACGAACUGGCUGUAGCCAAAAGGCUAAAGCCCUCAAUUCUAAUGCAUCUGUAGAUCUUCUAUACAUUGCGAUGCGGGCAAUUCUUUUUGCGAGGUUGUAGCGAGAAGGUAUUUGAUACCGAUUGUUCUGUGUGUUGUAGUAUCACAGAUUCACACUCUCAUUUAUGACGAGAAACGUGUAUUUCCAAGAAAGAAAAAAGGAAUAAGAGAAGCAUGUACAAUUUGGUUUGGAUUCUAA